AUGCGUCCCAUGCUUCCCGUGCUGCCCUCGUGCUCCUGUGCUGCCCCCGUGCUCCCUUGCUGCCCCCGUGCUCCUGUGCUGCCCCCGUCCUCCCGUGCUGUCCCCGUGUUCCCGUACUGCCCCCGUGUUCCCGUGCUGCCCCCAUGUUCCCGUGCUGCCCCCGUGUUCCCGUGCUGCCCCCGUGUUCCCAUGCUGCCCCCGUGCUGCCCCGUUCUGCCUGUGUCGUGCCCGUUUCCGUGCCGUGUUGCCCCGUUCAGCCCUUGUCCUUCCCGUUCUGCCUGUGCUGCCCCGUUGUCCCCGUGUUGCCCCGUUCUGCCUCCCGUGUCCUGCCCCGUUCAGCCCGUGUCCUGCCCCGCUCUGCUUGUGUUGCCCCGUUCAGCCUGUGUCCUGCCCCGUUCAGCCCGUGUCCUGCCCCGCUCUGCCCGUUUGCCUCGUUCAGCCCGUGUCCUGCCCCGUUCUUCCCGUGCUGCGCCAUUCUGCCCGUUUGUGCCCUACCCGUGCUGUCCGUACCCGUUCGUGCCCCACCCGUGCUGUCUGUUCUCGCUCGUGCCCCACCCGGUCUGUGCUGCCCGGUCUCUGCUGCCCGUCACCCCCGUGCGGCCCGUCCCGUACAGCACCUAG
Messenger RNA from Closterium sp. NIES-65, 621 nucleotides. Lineage: Eukaryota; Viridiplantae; Streptophyta; Zygnematophyceae; Desmidiales; Closteriaceae. The record is from the annotation of a GenBank genome assembly.